Messenger RNA from Pantherophis guttatus, 794 nucleotides. NCBI's taxonomy places the organism in Eukaryota, Metazoa, Chordata, Lepidosauria, Squamata, Colubridae. The record is from RefSeq and is a predicted model, not a curated record.
UGGUUUCCCCGUGUUCCUGGCUCAAAAGCAGUCAUAUUUUAUUUAAAUACAGGAAGAGAACGUCAGUUAAAGCAGAGCAGCCUCAGAAAAAAAUCUAUCAAAACCUAACUGACUCACUCCAAGGGAUUGGUUUCUCCCCCUUAAGCACUGACAAAACUGGGUUUACCUAGAAAUAAAUAUUUUCUAGAAGCAAAUUGCCAUGCACGCCUGGGGCCCCAUCUGCCUUCUGCUGAUCCUACAAUUUGUCACAUCUGGCUGCCAGAAGGAAGGACAACUACCACAUAAAUGCAAAUUAUCACCAAAGAAAGGAAAAUGCAAAAAAGCAUUGGAAAGGGUUUACUAUGAUCACAAGAAAAAAAUAUGUCUGAACUUCGUUUAUGGAGGUUGUGGUGGCAAUAAAAAUAACUUUGCCACUCUACAGGAUUGUCUUUACCAGUGUAAAAAAUUUGAUCUUGAGUUACCCGCGGAAAACACAGCUGGAAAUAUUGACUGGAAGAAACUUACAUCCAGGAGAUGCAGAUUAUAUCCCAAAAAAGGAUGGUGCAAAAAACAUAGUACUCGAUAUUAUUAUGAUUUUAAACUCCAUCGGUGCAGAGCGUUUACUUACCAUGGCUGCGGAGGCAAUGAAAACAAUUUUUCAAACUAUAUUGAUUGUGUAAAGGCGUGUGAUGUGUUUGGACACUUACCAUGAUAAGAAAGAUGGAAUUCCUGAACUCUUCAAAGCACAGACUCUCCAAUCUGUUUUGUAGGAGAACUCAUAACCUUUUGAAUAAAAGCAACUUCAUUCCGUGCUA